Messenger RNA from Limulus polyphemus (Atlantic horseshoe crab), 1775 nucleotides. Its product is annotated as protein YIPF5-like. Gene Ontology annotation, cellular component: membrane; trans-Golgi network. The transcript has a single exon. The record is from RefSeq and is a predicted model, not a curated record. NCBI's taxonomy places the organism in Eukaryota, Metazoa, Arthropoda, Merostomata, Xiphosura, Limulidae. The coding region runs from base 344 to 1186 and encodes 280 amino acids. Gene Ontology annotation, biological process: vesicle fusion with Golgi apparatus; endoplasmic reticulum to Golgi vesicle-mediated transport.
UGUCAGUAGUGACUUUUUUGUUUCUAGAUGACGUGUAAACUUAUAUUGUGAAUAAGUUAAAACAUACAUGUAAUUUUGCCUAAGAGCAUUUUAAGCUAUUUAAAUUGUAAUUAAGUUGUUUUGAAAUUUAUCGUAGUAUUACGUUGACACUUGACGAAGUCAGUGUAAUAACUCCCGCUGUUCUGACUUCCAAUAUUUAUGUUUAGGCUUAAGUUAAAAAAGCAAGCGUGACUAAGUUCUAAUUGGGAUUAAUCUGGAAAUUUGAUUAGAUAUAUGAUCAUAAAGUUUUUAAGGUUUUCAUUUAUCUGUUUUUAUAUCAUUAGAACAUAAAUAUAACCUGGUCAUGUCAGGGCACAGACAUAGGGAAGAUGCCUAUGCUGAAAAUUACAACUGGGACAAUAAGUUUCCUUCGAGCCCGGUUAGUUACACUUACGGUUCUGAAUAUGAAAUGGGAGGAAGCGAAUUUGGUACAGAACCACAAUUUGGAUCAUUUGAUUACAGUAACCCAAGCCCAUCUAUACAACCAACUGUCCCGGGAGGAAUGAACAUGGGAGGGUAUAUACAACCUCCUAAUUCAAAUUACAUAAAUCCUGCAGGUGGAUUAUAUUCUGGCAGUAUUCUGACUCCAGAUCCAAUGCCUAGCCCAUAUAUUGGAAGUGGAGACAACUUCGAAGAUGAACCACCUCUUCUUGAAGAAUUAGGCAUUAAUUUUGAUCACAUUAUGCAAAAAACUUUAGCAGUUUUGAAUCCCAUUAAAGAACCUGAAGCUUCCAUUUUGCAGGAAACUGAUCUGGCCGGACCUCUCGUAUUUUGUAUGGCAUUUGGUGUAUUUUUACUGUUAACUGGAAAAGUUCAUUUUGGGUAUAUUUAUGGAAUAGGUGUGUUAGGAUGUUUAGCAAUGUAUGCUCUUUUGAAUAUGAUGAGUAUGUCGGGUAUUUCAGUUGGAUGUACUGUUAGUGUUCUUGGCUACUGUUUGCUUCCAAUGGUGAUGUUAUCAGGAGUCUCAAUAAUUUUCUCAUUAAAAGGAACUUUGGGUACAGUUAUAGCCAUUUUGGUUGUGCUUUGGUGUGCUUUGUCAGCUUCAAAAUUAUUUGCAACAGCACUGGUAAUGGAUCAUCAGCAGCCUUUGGUUGCCUAUCCUUGUGCAUUACUUUAUGGAGUUUUUGCACUUCUAACAGUAUUCUAAACGCUUUCAAAUGGCAGGUGAGUUGACCAGAAUUACAAAGAUUCAAAUGAUCUGUAGUGAAAGAUCUAAUUAAUUAUUCAUGAGACUUAAGAAAAUAUGGCACAUGGUAGUAUUGAGUAUUUCUGUGUGGGUAAAGUAAGCUUGAAGCUUUUGGAAGCUUUAUUUAUCAGUAUAUAUUUUUAAUUUUUUAAUAUUUGUUUUCUGAAAUAUGCAUUAAUAAAAAUAUAACCUUAAACUAUAUGUAUAUGUAUAAUUACACUUCAUAAAAAAUGUUAUCAUAAAAUUGUAUAAAGGUUCUCUCUAUAGAAAUAACAUCUACACGUGAUACUGCAUUAGUAAGGUUUAAAUAGUUUUAACUUGGAUCUCCAAUAUGUCUUCUAACAUAGUGCUGCAUUUCUGGAGUUCACCUGUACUCUAUCUUUCUAGAUAAAAUCAUAUGCAUAUUAAAUAAAAAAGAGAAAAUAUAAUAUUUUCAAAUGAGCUUAUUAACAUAGUUCAUAAUAGCAGUUUGUAGAUUGUUUUAGUGUAAGCAUAUAUGUUGGUUAACAAUGAAAGCAAUUCUGAUAAAAUCAGUGAUUAACCCUGCUAA